This is a messenger RNA of Penicillium bovifimosum, 3618 nucleotides long. RefSeq lists its product as uncharacterized. Gene Ontology annotation, biological process: DNA-templated transcription; regulation of transcription by RNA polymerase II. Gene Ontology annotation, molecular function: DNA-binding transcription activator activity, RNA polymerase II-specific; RNA polymerase II cis-regulatory region sequence-specific DNA binding; zinc ion binding. Lineage: Eukaryota; Fungi; Ascomycota; Eurotiomycetes; Eurotiales; Aspergillaceae. The coding region runs from base 1 to 3618 and encodes 1205 amino acids. Gene Ontology annotation, cellular component: nucleus. The transcript is spliced from 9 exons. The record is from RefSeq and is a predicted model, not a curated record.
AUGACACCAACGCCCCCCUCCACAAACUCUUCGAGUGCUGGCCACUCUCCAGACUAUAGAGUCGUUCGGAAACGGAACCGGGUACCUUUAUCCUGUGGGCCCUGUCGGCACAGAAAACUGAAAUGCAAUCGUUCAAACCCCUGCGAAAACUGUGUCAAACGAGGCGACGCUGCAUCAUGCAACUAUGCGCAAACUAACUCGCGCAAGAAGAACUCAUUACAGCAGUCGUCCACUACCCCAGAUGAUAUGCAGAAUCGCAUUGAUCGAUUAGAGGGCUUGGUUCUCUCGUUGAUGACAAACGGCUCUCAGUCUGCCGGCCCGGCUGCUGCCAUGGCAGCUAUAUCUGGGGAGAGUAGUGCGGACUCGGCUCAGUUCUCACAUGAUGUCGACAUCGAGGAGGAGGGCAUGGAGUGUGCCGAAGAGAGCGAGACAGAUCAGGUGACCAAGUCAUUCGGUAUCAUGAAGAUGGACAACAACAAGUCCUAUUACAUCAGUGAUGCCCACUGGGCCUCUGUAUUGAACGAUAUCUCCGAGGUGCGAAAUUUCUUCGCAACGCAUAAGAAGCAAAUUGAUGAGCAGUAUGAGAAAGUCAAUGCGUCUCAGCCAUUUUCUGACACUCCGGGCUCGACUCUGAUGUUUGGUAUAAACAAGCCGAUGAGCCGCGGCGAGAUUAUGACCGGCUUGCCUUCCAAGUACACCACUGACAUCCUUGUGGCUCGCUAUUUCAAUUGCUAUGAUCCUACGACCCAUAUUCUUCAUGGCCCCACAUUCCAAGCACAGUACAACAAACAUUGGGAAGAUCCUUCCAAAACAGAGCUGGUAUGGAUAGCCAUGCUAUUUGCUUUGAUGAGACUAGCGAUGUUAUCUUAUCAUCGAGAAGGUGACGAGCCACCUGAGUUCCGCGGCAAGUCUAUAGACAUGGCUGGAUCAUUCCGAAAUUAUGCAGCACAGUGCUUGUCAUUGGCGGACUACACAAAAUCCCACCCCUUUUUGAUUGAAGCGCUCGUAUUCCAUUUGAGUGCCGACUUCGCUCAGGUCCGGGACCAGGACAUCUCCAUCUGGGUCAUGACCGGCGUCAUUGCCCGUUUGGCGAUGCGCUCCGGAUACCACCGCGACUCCAAGAUGUUCCCCAAUAUCACACCUUUCCAGGGUGAAAUGCGACGGCGGGUGUGGACCUUUGUGCGACAAGCCGACCUUUUGUUCUCUUUCCGAGUCGGAUUGCCGAGCAUGAUCAGGUCUACCGAUAGCGAUACUGAGCUUCCACGGAAUUUGUACGAUGAUGAUUUCGACGAAGACAGCAAGGAGCUUCCGCCGUCUCGUCAGUUGAGUGAACCAACAGCCAUCUCAUAUUUGAUUGCCAAGGGUCGCCUAACGUAUGCCUUCGGUCGCGUCGUUGAACAAAGUUCUGCCAUCUCGUCUGCUCCUUACGAAAAGGUGAUGGAGAUCGACGCAGAUCUUCGGCAAGCAAGAGACAUGAUACCAGACCACUUGCAAAUUCGGCCUAUGGAGGAGUGUCAGGCAGAUCCUGUCAACCUGAUCAUGUCGCGCUUUGCCGUGAUGGCCGUAUAUAACAAAGCUCAAUGUGUGCUUCAUCGGCCGUAUCUGGUCCGCGCUCGGGACAAUCCUCGUUUUACCUAUUCCCGCAGGACCUGUAUCGACUCUGCAAUGGAGCUAUUACAAGCCCAGGCGAUCAUCCACGCGGAAACGCGCAAUGGACGCCUGCGUAGCCGCCAGAACCGUGUGACCUCCCUCAGCACAGGCGACUUCCUCCUCGCAGCCACCGUUAUCUGUCUCGACUUGUACCACACCUCGGUGUUGCAAAUGAGCGGACGGCCAUCGGGAGAUACCUACACCUGGGGCCGAGAGCGUCGCGAGGAAUUGACCGCCGCGAUCCGACUCUCGAGAGAGAUCUGGGACGAAUGGCGCGACGAGAGUAUGGAAGCUUGGAAGGCCUCCACCGUUCUUGGCGUGAUGCUCAGCAAAUUGCAAAUGGCAGCCCCAAGCCUUGAAAAUAGCACCGGGGCUGCUUCAUUUGAGCCACAAGAUGAGAAGCAGAAUGCGGCUAUGACGCUCGGCCUGCUGAGCAGCGGAAUGAGCCCGAUGAACUCGGGCCCGCCGCCGUUCGCUGACCCCGGUUUCAAACUGGGGGAUUCGCCGAUGGCAACCGGGGGAGGCGUAGGCACCUCGACUGAAAUGCCGGGUCCGCUCUCGCCGUUCACUAGCAUGUUCGGGCAGAUGCCGGACAUGCAGGUCAACCUUGACUGGGAUGCCUGGGACACGUAUCUCCAAAACCCGACUCUCGACACAACAAAUCAAUUCUGGCCUAUGGCUGAUGCACAACGUCAACCAUAUCCUCAGUCCGCAGGCAUGACACAGCCUCCGAUAACAAGUCCCCUGUCGACGCGGGUAUCAUCAGUAUCCAGUGGUGUUCCACGACUUCCGACGAUGUUUACACCAUCGUCAACUGACAGUCCUGACAGUGGAGGUGUACCAGUCUCGGGGCACUCCUUCCGCCGGGCCGUUUCCCGGCUUCAGAUUUCCUCAAUCUCCUCUCCCUCCUCCAUCAUCGCUUCCCGUGCAGUGCCUCGCUCAACAUGUUCUACUUCGAUGCUCAGCGCCACGCGUUUCACCUACCCGACUAUCACCCAGACCCGCUGGAACUCCAAUGACGCAGGGGACGGAAAUUUCCCCAUCAAAUACGUUGAAUCACUUCCGGAAGGACGCACGGAACGAGAGCGCCGCCCCAAAUUCGUCAACGAGGGCCCUCAGCCCAAGUCAACGCUGUAUAUCGGCAACCUGUUCUUCGACGUCACGGCCGAGGAUUUGCGCGCGAAAUUUGAGACUUUCGGUACCGUUGAGAAUGCGCUCAUUGUGCACGAUGCUAGAGGAUUGAGCAAAGGUUUCGGCUACGUGACCUUCAGCAGCGUUGAAGAAGCCACAGAGGCAAUCACACAACUACACGGCGGCCUCUACGAAGGCCGUCAUGUCGUCGUCCAAUUCGCAAACACAACCACCAAAUCCAUGGGCGAUGACCGCAAGCCAAGCAAGACCCUCUACGUCGGCAACAUCCCCUACGAGUUGACCGAUCAAGAUCUGCAGGAGAUCUUUGCUGAAUUGCAGGGCGUUACGGAUGUCCGGAUUCCCAUUGACCGUCGCACUGGUUUGCCCCGUGGCUUUGGCCACAUUGACUUCAUUGAUGAGUCGCAGGCUGCAGCUGCUAAGGAGAUUAUUGCGAGGAAGGCGCCCUAUGGGCGCAAGUUGUAUGCUAGCUUUGCGACGAGAAAGGUUCUGACGCCUGAGGACCAUGCGCGCCAUCAGGAGAAGAAGAUGCUGAAGAGGAAUACUUAUCAGGAGAGGAAGGCCCAGGAGUAUAGGAAAUCGUCUCACAGGGAAGUUAGGGGUGUAAGGGAGGUUGGGGAGCUUGGGGAGAUUCGGGAGGUUCAGCAGAAGGAGGUUGAACAGAAUGAUGUUGAGCAGAAGCCCGGGGCUGAGCAGAAUGAUGUUCAGGAGGUGAAGGAGGUUGAGCAGAAGGAAGUUGAGCAGAAUGUUGUUGAGGAGGUGAAGGAGGUUGAGCAGAAGCCCGAGGCUGAGCAGAAGGUGGCUCAGCAGAAGGAGUAG